Molecule: messenger RNA, 1140 nt
Organism: Klebsormidium nitens
Lineage: Eukaryota; Viridiplantae; Streptophyta; Klebsormidiophyceae; Klebsormidiales; Klebsormidiaceae
Source: the annotation of a GenBank genome assembly
GGUGGUAAUUCGAGUGGUUUUCUCGAAUCGGACCGUCGGCGUGAGUCUGGGUUGGCAUUGAAAGAGAAGGGGAUCUGAUUCUCAGAAUGGAAAGGGAGGACAAACUUAAAGUUCGUGAAUGCGCACGACAGGGGGGACAUUUGACAAACGCUUGUGCCCAACAUUAGCUGUCACUUGUGGAGCAUUUCUAAUUGUCAGCUCCUCUGUGGUGAUCGAGCUUGAGCACAGCUUCCCUUACAUGCAAGUGCCAUCUGCUUUUAGUGAUAACCAAAUUCUAUCGCAGAAAGUGCAGCUUUCAGUAAUAGCUGCCCCGCUUGCAACAAAGUUGAAGCCAGACCAUCACAUCAAGGUCCUGAGCUUCCAUAGAACAUGAUAUCGUGGGAUAUCCUGCUGUGGCUGGCAGGAUUUGUGGUUGUCGCAGGUCUUCUUGGCAUUGUGAUGUACACGCUGAUCUGCCUUUCCGACCUCGAAAACGACUUCAUUAACCCCCACGACUCUGCUGCGCGCAUCAACAAGUUUGUCAUCCCAGAGUUUGCGGGCCACGCAGGACUCACCGUUCUCUUGCUGCUCACUGGACACUGGGUUAUGUUCCUCUUCAACCUGCCACUCAUGGUGUAUCACGCCCGGCAAUAUUCUAGAAACUCCCACCUCAUGGACGUCACGGAGAUCUUCAAAGAUCUGGAGGCAGAAAAGCGACUCCGGCUUAUAAAACUGGGCUUCUACUUGAGCCUGUUCAUCGUAGUCAUCUUCAGGUUGGUUGAGACGGGAGUCGGCCUGCUCAUGGAAGAGCAUGGGGACACCAUAGAAACGAAAGUUUUUGGAAACAUGGCUGAGUAAAAGGCAACGGUCUCAUGCGAAGCAACUCUCUUGCAGCCUGGUGGGGCACUCCUGACUGAUACUCUCUGAGAUGGAAAUCCAGUGAGCUUUCAAGAAGUACCCACUCAUGCAUGCUUCUUACAUGAUAAGCCGACAUCCACCAACAUCCAAAGCAUCCAAGCUAGCUCAGGCGCGCUGCCGGCCUGGCUGCAUAUUUGAUCGUGCUGCGAGCUCGAUGAGGUGUUUGUUGCGAUUGUACAUCCUAUGCUCGACAUGCGAGCCUGACAGAUAAUCUAAAAUUCUGUUUUUACUUCACGUCCCUUU